AUGCCUUUACCUUUGAGUGAUCUUAUUAGUUUAGAUGGAGCUAGCAAGGUUGUGAAAGUUAAAGCAAUACAUACAAAGGCUCGUGACCUGAUUGAGAGGAAGAACAAAACCACGGCUAAAAAGGUUAACAAAAACCGAAAGCAUAUAGUUUUCGAACCAGAAAAUUGGGUUUGGGUACAUUUGAGGAAGGAGAGAUUUCCUGCUCAGAGGAAGACUAAACUUGAUGCUAGAGGGGAUGGCCCAUUCCAAGUGCUUGAGAAGAUCAAUGACAACGCCUACAAGAUUGACCUACCAGGUGAGUAUAAUGUCUCUGCUACUUUCAAUGUUUCUGAUCUCUCUCCUUUUGAUAUGGACACAGAUUUGAGGAUGAAUCUUUUUGAGGAAGGAGGGAAUGAUACAUGCUCGGAAAGACAACAGGGGUAUUCUAAGACAAAAGGGCAGAAUGGGAAUUUCACACUUCCAGAGGGCCCCAUCACUAGAGCACGCGCAAAGAAGCUCAAGGAGAGUUUUGGAAACCUGGCAGCGUUUAUGCAUAUUGAGUUACAUCAAGUUCUAACCAAGGAAGAAUGGGCAAGGCCUAUUGGGCAAAGUCAAGACAGCAAGAAGCCCAAUAAUGCUUUCCGAAUUCAGUGGGAGGCAUAA
This is a messenger RNA of Arachis stenosperma, 642 nucleotides long. RefSeq lists its product as uncharacterized. The record is from RefSeq and is a predicted model, not a curated record. Lineage: Eukaryota; Viridiplantae; Streptophyta; Magnoliopsida; Fabales; Fabaceae. The transcript has a single exon. The coding region runs from base 1 to 642 and encodes 213 amino acids.